AUUCAAAAAUAACUCUUCUUACCCAGUUUUCCAAGCUAAACACGAAUCUGAACUCAAUUCCUGUGAUUUCUAAAGAUAUAAUAUCACUCUGAGAGUAGAGUCAGUGGUCACCGGAUAGGGUCACAUACAGUGUGGUCCAUGCUAACUUAGCACGCCUGUAUUUUCUCCUUGCAAUUUAGUGAUAAAAAACACAGUGAAUAUACCUUUUCACUUUUUGAAGUACACAUAACACUCGGAUUAAAAUCCGAGGUUUUCGCAUUUAUUUUUUUCUAAUGAUGAAAUUCACAACUCUCUAUUAUUGUUCGUUUAAUAAUUAUUCAAAAUACUUAAAAGUAUCAUCAUCACAUAUUAUAGCAAACAAUUUUUGUCAGAAUUUCCUUAUUAUGAUUCUAUAGUAAGAAUGAUCAAAUAAAAAACAUUAGUUUUAUUAUUAGCAAUAGAUAUAUGUGGAAUUAUGAGAAAAAAAUUAGCCGAGGACCGGAACUCAAUUCUAUAGUAAAAAAGUCAAUGACUUUAAAUACAUUUUUGUAUGAAUAAGAAGACAAUUCAAGGACGACGAUCCAAAAGAAAAAUAUUAGUUAUCGAGUAAAUAAAUAAUAAAAAAAGAACGAAUAAAUCCUUAAAUAUUUUUCUCUUGAUUGAGACCGAGAUUACGAGAAAAGAAUUUACCGGAAUCGAGACUAGUAGAAAGGGAGUUGCCGGAACUUAAUCGGAACCGGAUGCAAAACAGCUUGGUCCCGCGCAUCUUCAUUCAUUGUAUAUAGAAAGAAAGAUUCAUCAGCUUUUCUAUACGAUAUUGAAGUAGAACUAUGUCAUUACUUUUGUUAGUGGCUGUAAGUAGUUUAAUUCUAAAAAAAACACAAGAUAACAUCUAAUAUAUAUUAUUCAGUUAUAAUAUUAAUAAAUAAUUUUGAAGAAUUAAUAAUAAUAAAUAUAAUUCUGUUAGGAAAUCGUCUUCAUGUAAUUAAUUUAAGUCAACAAAGUGAUGCCGUUGAUUUACUUGGUGGUUAUAAACCAUUUGAUUCAGUAUUAUUAUUAAAACAAAUUUAUCGAGAUUUUUCAAUUGAACAAACAACAAAUGAUCAUAUUGAAGAAAUUCAAAAAUCAAUUCAAUCAAAACGAUAUAAAGAAGCUAUUAAAUUAAUGAUUAAAUAUACAGAUAAAAAUUCUCCAUUAAAAAAUCAACUUAUUAAAUUACGUGAAUCAUUUAAAGCAAAAAAUAAAUCUGCACUUAUUUUUCGAUUUGUUGAAGGUUCACUUGUUCAAGCAUUACGUAAUGGUGAUUGGAUUUUAUUAGAUGAAAUUAAUUUAGCUUCAUCAGAAACUCUUCAAUUACUUAGUGGAAUACUUGAAAGUGAACAAGGAACUAUUUGGCUUGCUGAACGAGGUGAUAAACAACCAAUUGUUCGUCAUGAAAAUUUUCGUUUAUUUGGUUGUAUGAAUCCUGCAUCAGAUGUUGGUAAACGAGAUAUUCCAAUUGGUAUUCGAAAUCGAUUUACGGAAUUAUUUGUUGAUGAAUGUGAUGAACGAUCGGAAUAUAUAAUUAUUGUUGAUAAAUAUCUUAAUCAAACAAAUAUACCAAAAGAAUAUAUUGAUCGUAUUGUUACAUUUUAUAUUGAUAUUCAAACUAAAGUUAAAAAUUUUCUAUUAACUUCAUCAUCAACUUCAACAAAUAGAAUAUCAAUUACUUAUAGUUUAAGAACUUUAUGUCGUGCAUUGAGAUAUGUUGCAACAACACAAUGGUCCGGAAAAUCAUAUUUUCGAGCUUUAUUUGAAGGUUUUUGUUUGAGUUUUUUUAGUCAAUUAGAUCGAUCUUAUUAUCAUGAUGUUCAAAAACUUAUUCAUCAAAUUAUAUUACAAGAAAAACCAUCAAUUGAAAGUUUAUUAAAAUCUAGUCAAAUGAUUGUUUCAAAAGAAAAUUCUAAAAAAUAUAUUGAAUUAAAAAAUUAUUUAAUUUUAAAAGGUGAUCAAACACUUUAUCAAAAUGAAAAUUAUAUAUUUACUGAAACUGUCAAUGAAAAUUUAAUAAAUAUAAUUCGUGUUUUAUCAGCUAAAUCUUAUCCAAUUCUUCUUCAAGGUGAAACAUCUGUUGGUAAAACUUCAUUAAUUAAUUGGUUAGCAUCAGCAACAGGAAAUAAAUGUUUACGUAUAAAUAAUCAUGAACAUACUGAUUUAUCGGAAUAUCUUGGUACAUAUACAUGUUCAUCAACAAAUGGACAAUUAAUAUUUCAAGAUGGUCCAUUAAUAAAAGCAAUGCGUUAUGGUUGGUGGAUAAUACUUGAUGAAUUAAAUUUAGCAUCAAGUGAUAUAUUAGAAGCAUUAAAUCGUUUAUUAGAUGAUAAUAGACAAUUAUAUUUAAGUGAAACAAAUGAAUUAAUAAAUGCCCAUGAACGUUUUCAAUUAUUUGCAACACAAAAUCCUGCUGGUGAACAAUAUGCUGGACGUAAACGUUUAUCACGUGCAUUUCGUAAUCGUUUUAUUGAAUUACAUUUUAAUAAUUUACCACAAAAUGAAUUAGAAAUAAUAAUUGAAAAAAAAUGUCAAUUACCUAAAACAUAUUCAAAAUUAUUAAUACAAACAAUGAUUGAUUUACAAAAAUAUCGUUCACAAAAAGGAAUUUUUUUUGGUAAAUCAAGUUUAAUUACAUUAAGAGAUUUAUUUCGUUGGGCACAACGUUAUACAUUAUAUAAAUAUUCAUGUGAUAAUUAUAAACAAUUUUUAGCUGAACAUGGUUAUUUAUUAUUAGCUGGUAGAUCAAGAAAUAAUGAUGAUAGAAUUUUUAUUAAAAAAAUUAUUGAAAAAUAUUUUUGUGAUAAAAAAAUUUCUAUUGAUGAACAAAUUUUAUUUGGUGAUCAAGGUAGUCCUUAUUCAACUAGACAAAUAUGGAUAUUAAUUAAAAAUAAUAAUCAAUUAAAACAUAUUGUUUGGACACAACCAUUAAGACGAUUAGCUAUUCUUUGUGCUUUAUCUAUACAAUUUGAUGAACCAGCUUUAUUAGUUGGAGAAACUGGAUGUGGUAAAACUACUGUAUGUGAAAUUCUUUCACAAAUAAAUCAACAAAAAUUAUUUACGAUUAAUUGUCAUACAACAACUGAAAGUGCUGAUUUUAUUGGUAGUAUACGUCCUGUUCGUCGUCAUGAUCAAAGUCAUACAUCUGAUGAAAAUCAAGGUUUAUUUGAAUGGCAAGAUGGUGCAUUAGUAUGUUCAAUGAAACAAGGUGGACUUUUUCUUAUUGAUGAAAUAUCAUUAGCUGAUGAUAGUGUUCUUGAACGAUUAAAUAGUGUUUUAGAACCUGAAAAAGAAUUAGUUUUAGCUGAAAAAGGUUAUAAUGAUGAUGAUCAACAUAUUGAUAUUAUUAAAGCACAUGAAAAAUUUCGUUUAAUUGCAACAAUGAAUCCUGGUGGAGAUUUUGGAAAAAAAGAACUUUCACCAGCAUUACGUAAUCGUUUUACAGAAAUUUGGUGUACACCAAGUGAAUCUAUUGACGAUUUAUAUUCAAUUAUAAUACAUAAUUUAAAAUUAAAUGAUGAAAAUCAACAAAAAGAAUGUACAAAAAUGAUGUGUGAUUUUAUUCAAUAUCUUCGAACUAUUUCAACAACAACAAAACGUAUUUUAAUAACUGUUCGAGAUAUUCUUAGUUGGAUAUUAUUUAUAAAUUUAAAUCCAGAAAAUUGGGAAUAUUCAUAUGAACAUGGUGCUUAUUUAGUAUUUAUUGAUGCUAUGGAUUCAUCAUCAACAUUAAAACCAUUAACAAUAGAUUAUUUAAUAAAUCAACAAAAACAAAAAAGAAUAUUAUCUGAAACAAUAAAUAUUAAAUCAAAUUUAUUAACAUUUGGUUCAUAUUCAAUAUUACGUGGUUCAUUUAUUUAUAAUGAUAAUGAAGAAUAUAGUUUUAAAGCACCAACAACAUUAUUAAAUGUUCAAAGACUUUUACGUGCAAUGCAAUUAACAAAUAAACCAAUAUUAAUUGAAGGUAGUCCUGGUGUUGGAAAAACAAGUUUAGUUAUUGCAUUAGCUAGAUUAGCUGGUUAUUCUUAUAUAAGAAUUAAUUUAUCAGAACAAACCGAUAUAAGUGAUUUAUUUGGAUCUGAUUUACCAGAUAUUGAAAGUGGAAAAGCUGGACAAUUUAAAUGGCAUGAUGGACCUUUAUUAACAGCAAUAAAAAAUAAUCAAUGGAUUAUUCUUGAUGAACUUAAUUUAGCAAAUCAAUCAGUAUUAGAAGGAUUAAAUGCAUGUUUAGAUCAUCGAGGUGAAAUUUAUAUACCAGAAUUAAAUCGAACAUUUUAUAUUCAUGAUAAAGAAACACAUAUACCAUUACGUAUAUUUGCUUGUCAAAAUCCUUAUGGACAAGUUAGUGGACGAAAAGGUUUACCUAAAUCAUUUUUAAAUCGUUUUACAAUAAUUUAUUUUUCAUUACUUGAAAGAAUUGAUUUAAAAAUAAUAUGUCAACAAUUAUAUGAAAAUAUUUCCGAAGAUAUUAUUGAUAAAAUGUUAAAUUUUAAUGAAAAACUUCAACAAGAAUUUAAUAAUAAUCAAUGGGAUUUUAAUUUACGUGAUUUAUUAAAAUGGUGUCAAAUGUUUGAUCAAAAUAAUCAAAAUAAAUAUAAAGCUUUUUAUUUAAUUUAUAUUAAACGUAUGAGAACUAAAAAAGAUCAAGAUCAUAUUAAACAAAUUUAUCAAGAAACAACUGGAUGGAAUAUUGAAUCAAUUGAAAUUGAUUUUAAAAUUGAUUCAAAAUUAUUACAGAUCGGUUCAAGAAAAUGGUCUCGUGAAUCUAUUCGUCUUCCAACAUUAUCAUUAACUCAUCCAAUAGUAUUAAUGCGUCAUCAAUUAGAANGGGUUAUAUAG
Molecule: messenger RNA, 4848 nt
Organism: Rotaria sp. Silwood2
Lineage: Eukaryota; Metazoa; Rotifera; Eurotatoria; Philodinida; Philodinidae
Source: the annotation of a GenBank genome assembly